AUGGCUACUAUAAUUUGUUGGAGAGUCCAAAAUAAAUUUCGGCAUUGUAUACAUAGGUGGCUAGUUUACAUAGAAAAUAAGACUUGUCAUCCGGUGUGUGCAGCAGUGGAACGAAAAAUCGGUAUUAUGUAUUACGAGAACAAUGUUAUAAGUAGUAAACGAAAUGUAUUAAAAAGGAAAUUUACUGAAAACAAUGUUGUAGUUGAAUUGAAGCCAAAUGUCGAUGAGCAAGAUAAUGCAGCUGGAGAUGAAUAA
Rotaria socialis is the source of this 255-nucleotide messenger RNA. NCBI's taxonomy places the organism in Eukaryota, Metazoa, Rotifera, Eurotatoria, Philodinida, Philodinidae. The record is from the annotation of a GenBank genome assembly.